AUGUCUGGUAGUGCUUCUACCAGCCAAGACGCAGAGAGCAGCGUCGCACCGCCUACGAAACAUCAGUAUACCUCACUCGCAUCGUUACUCAGGAAAUCUCCCAAACCCGACACCACAUCUCAGGAUGAACAGCAACUACCUGGUAGACGUACUGGUAAUGCCGGUUGGGGUUUAACGGUGGAAGAUAUAAACAGGGAAAGAAGGGGUAGUAACGCUUCUAGAUCAAGGUCUCGAACCCGGAUCAAGAAGAAAGAUGACGAUAAAAGUAAUAAAGGUAGAUUGAGUACUUGGAAAAUGAUGGCUUUGACCAUCUCUAUGGGAGGUAGUCAGAUCGCUUGGACGGUAGAACUAGGUUACGGAACACCCUAUCUCCUCUCUUUGGGACUUUCCGAACAGCUCACCUCACUAGUAUGGCUAGCAGGACCCAUAUCAGGUUUGAUUGCUCAACCACUCAUUGGAGCUAUAUCAGAUUCGUCCAAUUCGAAAUACCGAAGAAGAUAUUGGAUAGUCACUGCUACCAUCUUACUGGUACUCAGUGGACUAGGUCUCGCUUUUACCGAACCAGUAGCUAAAGCUAUAGUAGACUUAUUUGGAGGUGGUCAAGGUGAUUGGGAUCCAAAAAGUGUCAAGCUCGUCAAAAACACUGCGAUCGCAAUCGCUGUCUUCUCGUUCUACUGUCUUGACUUUGCUCUGAAUGCCUUACAAGCUUCCUUACGGAAUUUAGUACUAGAUGUUACACCUGGUGAACAGCUAGCUUCGGCAAAUGCAUGGCAUGGGAGGUUCAAUCAUGUUGGUAAUAUAGUUGGUUUCACUAUGGGCUUCUUGAAUCUCGCCAACGUGCCCGUUAUCAGGCUAGUGGGAGGUGGUCAGUUCCGAAAAGUAUGCAUCGUCGCCCUCAUUCUACUUACAAUCACCGUAUGGAUCACCUGCUGGACAACCGAAGAGACCGAGAAAGAAAGUAUCUUCGGUGAAAGAAGAUCGCGGAUCCGAGAUGUGAUCGGUACAAUAUACGAAGCGAUCUUACAUCUUCCUAAACCCGUGAGAAGAGUGUGUAUAGUCCAAAUUGCGGCUUUCAUGGGAUGGUUCCCUUAUCUCUUCUACUCCACCACUUAUGUAGCCGAAGUUAUGACUCAUGAGAUUGGUCAUGAACCGGAUGUGGACACCGCCACCAGAGCGGGCAGUUUGGCUCUGUUGAUAUACUCUUUCGUCGCCAUCAUCGCUGGUACACUCCUUCCAUAUCUCGCUGCACGAGACAGACGACUUCUCAAACCAGUAUCAGAGAAGAUCAGAGAUGGAGAAUUACAAGCCGAUGAUUCAGAGGAUGAAGAUGAUAUUGAAAUGGAACGGAUCAGGGAGAUGGUCAGAGAAUGGAAAGCCGAUGCUGCAAGACAAGGUAGACCACUGAAGCUUCCUACUAUGCCUUUCAUGCUCCGUAAUAUCUGGACAGCGGGAUUACUGUUAUUUGGUAUUCUUAUGGGAUCGACAUUCUUCAUUAAGAAGGUCUGGCAAGCUACUGUUAUGAUUGCGUUGGUCGGAAUUUGCUGGGCUAUCGCUUGUUGGGUUCCCUUUGCCAUCAUCAUGGAGUUCCUCAAAGAAAUGUCCGAUUCUCCCCCUCCUGCCGCAUCACGAUCUGGCCGAAGUGCCGUCCCAACGUCUGCAGGUCCUGCACCGGGGUAUCGACCCAUACAUUCUCGAGCAGCGUCAACACCCGUUGGACCAUGGAGAUCUGUACCUACCUCACCAUCAAGACGAGAGAGAGAUCCAGAUGAACGAACGCCUCUGACCAGAAGUUACUCCACUGCGGACAUUGAAAACGCAGGUGAAAGCAUGGAAUAUACCGGUUCGGGUCCCGUUGCAGGAGGAACUAUAAUGGGAAUUCAUAAUUUGGCUAUUGUCUUUCCUCAAUUUAUCAUCGCUGUGGUCGCUUCGGUGAUAUUCAAAUUGGCAGAUCAAGAACCCGAUAUCAUACCUUCUUCUGGUGGUGCAGAAGGUGGAGGAGGAAAGAAUGGUGUAGCUUGGGUAUUGAGAUUUGGUGGAUUGAUGGCUUUGGUCGGAGCACUUAUUAGUCGUAAGGUCCCACCGACAAAGACUGAAAAAGCUAUGAGAAGGAGAUUGGCAGAGAUGAGAGAGGAAAGUGCAGAAUAG
Messenger RNA from Kwoniella botswanensis, 2145 nucleotides. RefSeq lists its product as uncharacterized. Bases 1 to 2145 code for a protein of 714 amino acids. Gene Ontology annotation, molecular function: sucrose:proton symporter activity. Gene Ontology annotation, cellular component: plasma membrane. Lineage: Eukaryota; Fungi; Basidiomycota; Tremellomycetes; Tremellales; Cryptococcaceae. Gene Ontology annotation, biological process: transmembrane transport. The record is from RefSeq and is a predicted model, not a curated record. The transcript is spliced from 15 exons.